AUGACACCCUCACAAGCUGUCCUGCAGUUGCUUUCUGCAUCGCUGGCUCUCGGCCAGAUGGUCUACAAUGAGGCUGAGGGCCCUACAGAACGUCCUCAAUGCAAAGCUACAGAGACACGAGAGCCAAAAUACACAUAUACACCCUUCAGUUACACCCUUACUGAGACUGUGAGAUACGCUACCUCGGUACCUGCGCCCACUACCACAACUACAUACGCCGAUCCACCAGAAUCUCUCAUCUCUCUCGUACCUUCAUUGUCAUUCACUACAUGGGGAAAAUGGAACCCCAAUGCUACCACUAAAGCCUCAGACACGAAUGAUCCGUAUGGCCAAGCUGCGUGGACUGCUUUGUGGGAGCACGCAAACCCUCCCAACUUUACUGAAACGGGUAUCUUCAGCACUACCGUGUCGCCCACUCCCAUUCCCAGCAGCGAACUUGUUCUGCCGCCGCGAGACUACUUCGGUCCUUCAGACUGCUACAACUUCCCAAAGAACUUUAGUUUUGGUGUUGCGAGCUCUGCAAGCCAGAUCGAGGGUGCUACUGCUGAGGAGGGCAAGGCGCCGUCUCUUAUGGAUAUUCUUAUCCAGACUGAUCGUGCGAAGGAUUACGUUACGAACGAGCACUAUUACUACUACAAGCAAGAUAUCGAGCGCGUCGCUGCCAUGGGCGCGAAGCAUUUCUCAUUUAGUAUUGCAUGGACGAGAAUCUUGCCCUUCGCGUUACCCGGUACACCUGUGAACCAGGAAGGAAUCGAUCAUUAUAAUGAUGUGAUUAACUUCAUUCUUGAAAAAGGAAUGACGCCAGAAGUUACCCUGCUUCACUUCGACACUCCUCUUCAGUUCUUUGGAAGCAACCUCACAAAAGCUGCAGACAGGCCUCUAAUCGGGUACACGAACGGUGGUUACCAGAAUGAGACUUUCCAGGAUGCUUUUGUUCACUAUGCAAAGGUCGUCAUGAGUCAUUAUGCUGAUCGCGUCCCUGUCUGGUUCACUUACAAUGAACCACUUCUCUACUCAUACAAUGCCCUCUCAGUAUACAAUGUCGUCAAGUCUCAUGCUAGAGUCUAUCGCUGGUACAAGGAAGAACUCGGCGGACAGGGAAAGAUUGCGCUCAAGUUCAACAAUAACUUUGGUGUCCCUCGGGAUCCGAAGAGUGAGGUGGAUGUAUAUGCUGCCGACCACUUCAACUCAAUCCAACUCGGUCCCUUCUGCAAUCCUAUCUACCUCGGCCAAGAUUACCCCGAGUCAUUUAAAAAGACUUUUGAUGACUUUGUCCCGUUGAGCGAGGAAGAUCUCAAGUACAUCGGCGGCACGGCUGACUUUAUGGGCAUCGAUCCAUAUACUGCCACGGUUAUCGCACCACCUGUUCCAGACGACAAGGACAGUAUUCUAGAAUGCGCAUCAAACUCAUCUUCUACUUUCCGACCGUACUGCGUCAAUCAAACUACUACGACCGUCAACGGGUGGAACAUCGGCUACCGGUCUUACAGCUACGUGUACAUCACACCCACCUACCUCCGAAGCUACCUCAACUAUCUGCACAACACAUGGAGAACCCCCGUAGCUCUAACAGAGUUUGGCUUCCCUGUUUUCGGCGAGGCAGAGAAGGAGCUAUCUGAUCAGCUGUUUGAUACACCCCGAAGCAUCUACUACUUGAGCUUCUUGUCCGAGACUCUCAAGGCGAUCUGGGAAGACGGAGUUGAAGUUAUAGGAGCCUAUGCGUGGUCUUUCAGUGAUAAUUGGGAAUUUGGAGAUUAUUCUGCUCAGUUUGGGAUCCAAACAGUGAACAGGACGACGCAGGAGAGGCGAUAUAAGAAGAGUUUCUUCGAUAUGGUGGAUUUUAUGAAGGCACGUGGCGUGGAGUGA
Fusarium venenatum is the source of this 1866-nucleotide messenger RNA. Its product is annotated as glycoside hydrolase superfamily. Gene Ontology annotation, biological process: carbohydrate metabolic process. Gene Ontology annotation, molecular function: beta-glucosidase activity. Lineage: Eukaryota; Fungi; Ascomycota; Sordariomycetes; Hypocreales; Nectriaceae. The record is from RefSeq and is a predicted model, not a curated record.